CCUGAUAAUUGGGAUGAAGACGGAGUUGGAAUAUGGAAGCGGCCAAAGAUACCAAAUCCAGCAUACAAAGGACCAUGGAAACUAAAGAAAAUCAAGAAUCCUAACUACAAAGGGAAAUGGAAAACUCCAUGGAUAGAUAAUCCAGAAGCUGAAGAUGACCCUGAUCUGUAUGUGCUUCAGCCUAUCAAAUAUGUCGGCAUUGAAGUUUGGCAGGUUAAAGGCGGUUCAGUAUUUGACAACAUUUUGAUUUGUGAUGAUCCUGAAUAUGCAAAACAAGUUGUUGAUGAAGUGUUUGCCAAUAGGGAGAUUGAAAAAGAGGGUUUUGAGGAAGCAGAGAAAUUAAGAAAAGCCCAAGAGGAAGAGGAGGCUCAAAGAGCAAGAGAAGAAGGUGAAAGGCGGAGAAAGGAUAGAGGUUAUGAUCGACGGGACAGACAUAGAGACAGAUGUAGAAAGCAUCGCCGUGAUUACAUGGAUGAUUAUCAUGUAAGUCGUGUUUUCUUCGUUGAUUAUUCUUUCUAAUGAUAAGUAGAAUAA
Trifolium pratense (red clover) is the source of this 534-nucleotide messenger RNA. RefSeq names its product calreticulin-3-like. The transcript has 7 exons. Lineage: Eukaryota; Viridiplantae; Streptophyta; Magnoliopsida; Fabales; Fabaceae. The annotation marks the transcript as partial. Gene Ontology annotation, molecular function: calcium ion binding. Gene Ontology annotation, cellular component: endoplasmic reticulum membrane; endoplasmic reticulum. Gene Ontology annotation, biological process: protein folding. The record is from RefSeq and is a predicted model, not a curated record.